This is a messenger RNA of Durotheca rogersii, 2276 nucleotides long. RefSeq lists its product as uncharacterized. The coding region runs from base 218 to 1579 and encodes 453 amino acids. NCBI's taxonomy places the organism in Eukaryota, Fungi, Ascomycota, Sordariomycetes, Xylariales, Xylariaceae. The transcript has 2 exons. The record is from RefSeq and is a predicted model, not a curated record.
UAUCUCUCUAUCCUCCGGAUAGGAUAAGGAAUGGAGAAGGCCACGUGCCCUGGCGCCAUACAAACUAGGCUACUAGGCAUAGCAUUACACAACGCAUAUUUUAUAGUACCGAUACACAUCAUCAUAUCCAACUUCGUCUUCUAUUACGUGGCUUUAAUCCACCGACAAAUCCGCCGCCGUGAUAGAACUCGUCGCGCUGGCAAUUGACUACGAACAUAUGCCUCUUAUCGACGUUAAAUCCUUGGAGACGACGAUUGAUACAUGGCUGGAAAGGGUAGAAAUAGUCAAUCCGGCACCGAAAAGGCGUACCGACGACUUUCGAAGCAGCGCAGGCAUGGCCUCCCCUCCACGAAGCCUUAGCCCCUCAAAGCGACAACGAGUCAGCUGUACCGAUAAUGAUGCCGCCGCCACCCCUCGCCCUACCAAGAUACCAUGUACAAGCAUCCACGAUGACGUCUCCGACAUAGUGUCGUUGUCCAUAUCACAGAUAUCUGGGCAGUCGGGUCAGUCAGCUAAGCGGUCGGGUCAGUCGGGUCGCUCCAGCCCUGUUAAGAAGGAGGCGGCGAUGCGACAAGCUAGUGAGCUGCCGCUUAGGCGCAAACCCCUGGACGAACUCUUAGAAGCAGAACCCCAAUUUCCGGAUCUGGUUCAGUUCAUUAAAAGGUUGGCGGAUUUGAAGGACAAGGAGGGCAUCCUUCCACGUGUCCUCGAACAACAUAUCCGAUCUCGAGCAACCCUAAGCGACCCUAUCCGAGACUGGAUGUUCUCGCCCAGGCCUGAAGAGGAACCCCCCGAGUACCAACAUCACAAUCUCUAUGUAUAUGAACGUGUCCGGAGGAUCUGUAAAGCCAGCCAACAGUGCAACGACGCGGCACAUCCGAUCCACGAGGUGGAAUGGAACGACAAAGUUCACGCUGCUCUAUUGGAGCUGGCUCUUGACACGGCCGCCAUCUCCAACCCAACGCGAUUGCUGGUGUACCACAACAUCACCAAUGUUCGGCUAGCUAAAGAAUUUCAGGAUAGGGACUUGUUGCUUAAAGAGAAUAGGGUCGACUACGGCAUAUUCCUUGCCCCCGACAGCGAUUCAGAACUUGGGCAGCGGAUCGCCAUGCACCAACGUCGUCAGCGCGACUCAGCUAAUGCACUUGAGUCCCAUUCUCAACCUCAACCUCAGCUACACGCCCUGCAUGCAUACGAACCCGAUCGCCCCCUGGCUAUUAGUAUUGAGACCAAACGCAAUCGUGGGAAUGAUGGCCAAGCACCGAGCCAGCUGGCGAACUGGGCUCGUGCUCACUUCCGCGCCAUAUCUGAGACCCUAAGGGCUUGUCGCGAUAGUGAUCAUGUUGGUGAGUCAAGCGGCUUGGUACACCCUCUGAUUGAGCUCGACGGCACUGCCUGGCAUAUCAGUUUCGCCAUCCGAGAGGGUCGGCACGUGACCGUGUACUCGAGUGUCCGAUUAGGGUCAACCGAGACCGUAACUGAUUGUUACGCCUUGUUGCGUUGUUUAGAGCAAGUGGCCUGGUGGUGUGCAAACCCUCACUGGAACUGGUGGACUAAAAUAUUACAGCGUUGUGGUUAACGCCUGCUGUCCCAGAUAACGCUAUCGUUGACAAUGGGCACAGCAUCAGAUCAACCAUGUUCCUGGGUAUCCAACCAGCGUGGCUGCAGCUCCUGUUCAAUAGUACCGGGGGUGUAAACUGAAUGUAGAGAUGAGAGGUAUUGACUAGGUAUUAACCGGUUAUUAGAGGCGAGGUUCGAGCAGCGACAGUGCGCCAGCUGAGCAAUCAGGGGCUUCGGGCGAUUAAUAGCCAAUCGUGCCCGUUCUCGCGGUGGAAAUCGCCCGAAAUCGCCCAACCGUCCCCCGCCAGACUGCAGCAUUACUAGAGACAUUGAAGAAGUCCUGCGCCGUUGCCCUGGCGGUGCGACGAAAUUAAGUUGCUGUGCAGUUGUCUUCGGUUUAUUGUACCCCCCAGACAGCAAUUGAAGAGUGCAGAGCUUGUCUCAUGUCGGGCGGUCUUACAGGUGCUGGCCCAAUCGGAAGAGUCAGAAGAGAUCAUAAAGGGCAGCGCGACGUCGGGUCUACGUCGAUCCGAAAAGGCUUCGUCAAGCGAUCACCUACCUACCUAUCAUAUAACAUAGGUAGGUGCACAUCAUCCUCACCCUAGGAUAGCUAGGAUACACCACUUUAUGUAACUGUGUGGUUUUCUCAUCUAAUUAUAGAGAUUCCCUUCUGCCACUCCUAUGCUAAUUAGCUUGCUAAAAAUAAAUACUUUCCG